Molecule: messenger RNA, 1100 nt
Organism: Pseudopodoces humilis (Tibetan ground-tit)
Lineage: Eukaryota; Metazoa; Chordata; Aves; Passeriformes; Paridae
Gene: KCNIP1
Product: potassium voltage-gated channel interacting protein 1
Biological process (GO): regulation of potassium ion transmembrane transport
Cellular component (GO): voltage-gated potassium channel complex
Molecular function (GO): calcium ion binding; potassium channel regulator activity; transmembrane transporter binding
Source: RefSeq, a predicted model, not a curated record
CCCUCAAAGCUUAACGCUUGCUGAAUGCCGAGCUGCAGUGCUUUGCUUUUUUCCCUCCUCCUCCUUCCUUCUUUUCUUUCUUGUCUGUACUUCCUCUGUUUUGUUUUGUUCUUGGGGGCAUUUCACAUAGAUUUUGUUUGCCGUCAGUGGAGGGGUGGGGUAAGAGGAAUAGAAAAAAAAAUCUGCCAAAAUAAAUCCUCCCGAAAAACUCACGAGUAGCUUUUGCAAUGGGUGCUGUCAUGGGUACAUUCUCUUCUCUACAAACGAAACAAAGAAGACCAUCAAAAGAUAAAAUUGAAGACGAAUUAGAAAUGACGACAGUGUGCCAUAGACCCGAGGGACUGGAACAGCUUGAAGCACAAACCAAUUUCACUAAAAGAGAACUUCAAGUUCUUUACAGAGGAUUUAAAAAUGAAUGUCCUAGUGGGGUUGUUAAUGAAGAAACAUUCAAACAGAUCUAUGCACAGUUUUUUCCUCAUGGAGAUGCCAGCAUGUAUGCACAUUACCUCUUCAACGCCUUUGACACUGCACAGAAUGGCUCCGUGAAGUUCGAGGAUUUUGUGAUGGCAUUGUCCAUUCUGCUACGGGGAACUGUUCAUGAAAAGCUGAGAUGGACAUUUAAUCUGUAUGACAUAAAUAAGGACGGCUGUAUAAACAAGGAGGAAAUGAUGGAUAUCGUAAAGGCAAUUUAUGAUAUGAUGGGAAAAUACACAUAUCCAGUGCUCAAGGAGGAUGCACCAAGGCAGCAUGUAGAAGUGUUUUUCCAGAAAAUGGAUAAAAACAAAGAUGGAGUUGUAACUCUAGAUGAGUUUAUUGAAUCGUGUCAGGAGGAUGACAAUAUCAUGCGAUCCUUACAGCUCUUUGAGAAUGUCAUGUAACCAGAUGAGCACUGGGGGAGUCUGAGACUUCUGUGUAACAAAGAUCUCCUUUCUGGGUCAAAGAUUCUACAAUUGAGCCAUGUCCAGUGAGGAUUUUGUAUGGCAUGUCCAACCAAAUGGCAACUGAAUGCAGCCGAUCCCAACUCUUCUCCCCAGAAGAUGCUGGUGGACCUUUGUUUCGUUUUGGAAGCAUGUGAAUAUUUUAACAAAUCCCAACAAGAG